AUGAGACAUUCUGUUAUUAUAAUUCUCCCAAGAACUACUUUAUUUUUAGCAUCUCCGAGCAAUUUAGCAGCACAAGGUUUUGUUGUUGAACACCAGCCAAUAGCACUGUUUCGAUCAGAACUUGAAAAAUUAGAACAUAUUUUACUCUUUCCUGAAGAAGUAGCUUUUCAGUUGUCAGCAACUGAAUACAAACUAUUUUACGAGAUUCAACCGAUGGAUUAUAUUCGCUAUGUUAGUUCUAACCUUACAUCCCGAUCAGUUGCGGAAAACCCGAGCCCUGUUCGAAAUUUAGUUAAACGCUUAUCAGAGAUAAGUUCUUGGAUAACACAUCUGAUUAUCAGCUUACCAACAGACGAAGAUCGGAAAACAAGAGUGACCACUAUUUUACGAAUAAUAGAUACAUGCUGGAGCAUUGGUAAUUUCAAUGCAGCAGUUGAGAUUUUAAUAGGAUUAAAAAGUGAAAAGCUACGACCAUUUUGGUUAUCAUUGAAACCAGAAGAAAAGAAAAAAUACGAAGAGUUGUGUGAAAUACUUUUACCCAGUGAUCAAACAGCCGUAUCACCUACUUAUCGUGAAGCAAUUCAACGAGCACUAAAAAUGCCUCAGUGCAAACUAAUACCUUUUUUUGGUGUUUUCUUACGUGACUUAUAUGCGAUUGUGAAUGACUUACCAAGUAUUGUGAUGUCCGCGGAUGAAGGCUUAACGAAAGAGCAUAAUGGUAAUGAUUAUUGCGCAUCAAAAAUUGAAGUUACUGGAUUAUUAAAUGCCGACAAAAUUAACUUAGUAGUUGUUGUCUUGGAUAAUUUGGAAUUAUUUCAUCGCCAUUACAAGAAUAGACGAAGUUUUAUUUUGGAUCAAGCAGAAUCAAGUACUAGAAAAAAGAAACGAAAAGCAAAAGAGUAUGAAUCAGUGCAAGCAGUGGAAGGUAGCUCGAAAAAUGUAACGCUAAUACCUCUAGAUACGAAUCAUUUCAACUUGGAUGUUAUUCAGCGACUUCAUCAUGGCACCACUGUCAUUCGAUUUGAUCCAGAAACAGGUCGCAGCACAUUAUGUUUACUGAAGUUACACGCGAGUUGUGGUUUGUUGUCUUGGCAUAAAGUCGGCAGUUUUAAAACCAAAGAUAUUAGAGAUAAAGUAUGUGUUUGUUUUUUACAAAGCUUGACAACGACAGAAAGUUGUAAUCCUACUCUAUCCCCAUGUACUCGACCGAGUGGAGCUGUUUAUGCUACAAUGGAUAAUGGGUUUUUGAGGCUGUAUGAUGUAAAGUCAGUUGAAAGUGUGGGUUCACAUGAAAUCGAUAUUGAGAGCAUAUACAGACGUCACAGCAAUGAAGAAAUGUCCGUCUCAAUAGAAUGCUGGGCAAUAAAUUAUGGUUGCCAUCUGUCUGACAAUGAAUUUUUCUAUUUCAUUGCACCUAAGAAAAGUGCACAAUGUUGGUUAAAUGGCCUGAUUGAUAUUGUAAACUAUAUGAUGGAAGAACGAAAAUAUGCUGAUCGACGAAUUAUCUGGUUGAAGAAGUUGUAUUUGCAAUUGUACAGAAUAUUUGAUCCAUGUGCGAAAUAUUGUCCACAACUUUCUGAAGCUCUUCAGGCUUUUGGUGGACAAAGCAAAGAAUUAAAAAACUUAGGUGCUAAGAAUCCAGUGACUUCUGAAUUAUUUCAAGAAGAUUAUUCGGAGAAACCUUUGACAUUACUUGAAUUUAUUGAAUUAUACAAAUUGUUUAAUAUACAAAUGCGAAAAGAUCUGAAUCGUGAAAUCUACGAAAGGCAGCAAAAUAUUCAUAAUGCGCUUACUCUUGCAACCACGAAUAGUACAGGUUCCAUGGAUACGUCAAAAACUUUAUUUCUAACACCUAGAAUGCUCCAAAAAUUCAUUGAAAUACAUCAAAUGGAAAUUGUGGAUGAAGACUAUGCAGCCAAACUAAUAGAAGAGCAUGAACCAGAUAUUUCUAACCGGAUCAACAAAUUGCUUUCAUUCGAAGGAUUUGUACGCUAUCUAACAGAUUCUAAUAACUAUGCGUUUGUACCCGAAGCAAUCAAACCUGAUGCAAGCACACUUCAUUAUCCUUUAAGUUAUUAUUAUAUUUGCUCAAGUCACAAUACAUACCUCACAGGUCAUCAGUUGAAAGGUGAAUCAUCCACUGAAAUGUAUCGCCAGGUGUUAUUAACUGGUUGUCGCUGCAUUGAACUGGAUUGCUGGGAUGGUGAGAAUGGCAGACCACAAAUAUUUCAUGGUCAUACUUUAACAUCGAAGAUUGACUUCUCUCAAGUGCUUAAUGCUAUUAGAAAAAAUGCAUUUGUUACUAGCAGUUUACCUGUAAUUUUGUCAAUUGAAAAUCACUGUUCACUACAACAGCAAGCACGAAUGGCUCAAAUGUUUCAAAAUUAUCUCGAUGAAAAAUUGGUGAGACACUUUUUGUUCGCAGCAGAUUACAGUGAUUCUCCGCGACUCCCUUCACCUUGGCAGUUACAAAAUAAAAUUUUAAUAAAAGAUAAAAAAAUGAUUGCAGAACCAAAUAUGACUUUCGAACAAACUGAUGGAUCUUAUGGAGUAGAUGAAGAUGAUUUAGAAGAAUCUGAUAAUUACGAAGAUCCGAAUGACGACAAUGAAGAGGGUCAGUUGCAUACUACAAGUAAUUUCGAAACACAUCCUAAAACUUUUUAUUCGAGAAGCUCAAGAGCAAAAAGACUUGAAGCAUGUGAUAAGAGGACGAGCUAUGAAGUAUUAUCAGCUCCUUCAGAAACCGUUUCACCAAGAUCUAUGAAGAAAGGACCAGGAAUUGCACUUGCGCCUGAAUUAUCAGACCUAGUAAAUUAUCUUCAAGCUGUUAAAUUUAAGAAUGAUGGAGUUUGUUCUUCAACAACAAGAAUUAACGAAGUCAACAACGAUAGAAAUAGCUCGCACGAACUCAAAUUCGUUAUUAAUGCCAAAUUCCCAGCAACAAUCAUACGAUUCUUCACAGUCCUUCGAAGAGAACAAGCUAAAAUUGUAUCACUUCGUAAUUGUGCAACUGAUAUCUGUAUUUUAAUGAAACAUCCGUUAAAAUUCAUUGCAUACUCACGUGACCAGAUUGUUAGAACAUAUCCUGGCGGAAUACGCAUUGAUUCGUCGAAUUUUAAUCCAAUUCAAUAUUGGUCAUUUGGCAUACAAAUGGUCGCGCUAAAUUUUCAAACUGCUGAUACAGCAAUGGCUGUUAAUACUGCAAUGUUUGAACAGAAUGGUAACUGCGGAUAUGUUUUAAAACCACGUGUUUUUUGGGAUAUCUCUCAUCCACUUUAUAAUCGGUUUAAUCCUCGUAGCAAAGAUAUUUCUUUACAGUCUGCUCUUCUUUAUAAAAUAACGAUAAUAUCGGGUCAACAUGUAUGUCCGAAUCAGCAUGCUGCUUCAUCAUAUGUUGAGCUGGAAAUUAUUGGUUUGCCAGCAGACUGUGCAAAAGAGAAAAGCAAAACAGUGAGCAGAAAUUCGGUGAAUCCAAUUUGGAACUAUACUACAACUUUUCGAAUUGUAUUUGUCGAACUCGCUUUUUUACGAAUUUCUAUUUGUGACAGCACAAAUGGCAGAUGCAUAGCACAACGAGUGGUUCCAGUACGUUUUAUUCGUGCAGGAUAUCGUCAUCUUCCGUUGAGAACUCCAGCAAAUGUUCCAAUCGAGCAAGGAACAGUAUUUCUUUACUCACGUUUUGAACAAGAAGAGUAUAUCCACGUGCAUGAGUGUGACGAUGACACUUAUGAAUUUAAUGUUCAUCACUUGAAAGUAUUUCUCCAGGCUGCAAAUUUGAAAACAGUUCCCAUAUUGCGUCGACAAAUUUUUGUCCUUCAAGUAUCAGGUUUAUAUAAUGAUGACACUAUGGUUACUGUACAUGUUGGCUUAUCCAGUACUGUGAAAAAUGUUAUUCAGAUGGCACUUAUAAAUGCUGGGAAGAAUGCAGAUACAGUGGAAGAUUAUAUUUUGGCUGAAUUAACUAUCAAACGUUUCUCAGCUGAUAGUGAUGAACAGUGCGCACAUCGUAUUUUACAGCCGAAUGAAUUGAUAAUGGAUUCAGUUGCGUGCUGGAAUGGUUCUAUUCGACGUUUUGUUAUCAAGAAGAAAGAAACAGAUUCUGGUAGUAGAACUUGGAUUAAUUCUUUGAUAAAAAGUGGUAUGACGAUGCCAUCAUCCUCCUUAGCUAGUUUAUCACCUUCUUCUUCCAUGUCACCAUCAGAAAAACGAUCAAACAGUGGUGUACGAGGGCAGCAAUCCCCUUUCCAAGUGAAGAAAACUUUCCUGGUAUGUGUACACAAUGUCAGCAAAAAUCAGCCCUAUAUUAUUCUGCGAGCAAAUAUUAACAGUAUGGCCAGCGAUAUUAUUAAACAAGUUUUUUUACAAACACGUCAAACAGAUAUCAAUGAAACAGAAUUUGUUCUUGUGGAGGAAACGUUGAAGGAUUUCAGCUUAAGGACAGCUAAAUCCCAACAUGAAAAUUUAACUCUUCGAGUUUUGGGGCCAGAAGAAAACGUGUACAAAGCACAAAGCAUGUGGAAAACUUCUGGACGUUUCAUCUUGGAAAAUCGCAAUGAUACCAUUCGUUCAGCACAAGAACAAGUGAGAAAUUUGUUGCAAGCAUUAGAGAAUGCAUGCAUAAGUUCGAGUUCAAAAUUACUUAAUACUCACUAA
Molecule: messenger RNA, 4653 nt
Organism: Thelazia callipaeda (thelaziosis nematode)
Lineage: Eukaryota; Metazoa; Nematoda; Chromadorea; Rhabditida; Thelaziidae
Source: the annotation of a GenBank genome assembly